AAGAGUUUAACUAACGCAUGAAACAUUGCCCAUUUGGACUCUCGUCUCGCUGAUCCUAUGAUCUCCCUCUCCCUCUAUAUUUCCCGCGAAACUUUCUCUCUCCUCCCCUCUUCUCUCUCUCUCUAUGUAAAACCUAAUCUUCUCAUAUUUCAAAUCAAUUGCUUGCCUUAACCCCAUUUAUUAAUUACAAUCUCUCUCUAGUCUCUCUGUUUUGCGUUCUUUUUUCUCUAUGUUCUGUGCUUCAUGUUCGUUCCUUGCACUGCCGUUACGGUGUUCUUCCUGAAACAAGAAAACUUUUCUUGAAAACUAGAGAAUUCUCUUUUAAUUUGCUUUGAUUUUGCUUCUGCCUUUCUUUUAUUUGCUGCUAUCGUUAUAUUUGAACGUUAUACUAGACUAUAUAUUCAAGUUGAAUGAUCUUCCAAAUCCUUUUUAGUGUUUAGUUCUUGGGCUGAUUUGUUUAUUUUUGAAACAUGUGGUUUAGGGUUUUAAUGUUUAACUGAUGACUUCAUUAACGUAUUAAUGAACAAUCCUUUUGGGGUUUCUUUUAUUUUUCUUGGUUUUUAAUUUGGAGUGAGAGAUCAUGGGAGAGGAACUUGAGGAAGCUCUUUCUGACUCUGAAAAGGGUAGUUUAGUUUCUUCAUGUGAUCCAGUCCACACUACCUCUGCUAAUAAUGCAGUCACAAAUCCGAUCUCUAUUAAAGGGAGGACAACAGGUCCUACCAGACGAUCAACAAAGGGAGGCUGGACAGAGGAGGAGGAUAAAAUUUUAGUUGCAGCAGUCGAAAAGUUCAAUUGCAGAAACUGGAAGAAAAUUGCUGAAUGUGUUCCUGAUAGAACAGAUGUUCAAUGUCUACAUCGCUGGCAGAAGGUUCUGAACCCUGAUCUUGUUAAAGGAACAUGGAAAAAGGAGGAAGAUGCUCUGAUUCUUGACCUUGUUGUGAAGCAGGGGAAUAAGAAAUGGUCAGAAAUAGCAAAACAUUUACCUGGCCGCAUAGGGAAGCAAUGCCGAGAAAGGUGGUACAACCAUUUGAACCCAGAGAUAAAAAGAACUGCUUGGACCAAAGAGGAAGAAUUGACUCUCAUCAAGGCCCAUAAAAUAUAUGGGAAUAAGUGGGCUGAGCUAGCGAAGUUUCUUCAUGGAAGGACUGAGAAUUCAAUAAAGAAUCACUGGAACUGCUCAAUGAAAAAGAAAUUAGAAUCAUGUCCGGCUUCUGAAUUUGACCUAUACAGUUAUAACACAAAAGCAGAAAGCAGGACAUUUGACGUGGACAAUCAAAGCCUGAACUUAGUGCAUUCUUGUUCAUUGGAUUUGGGUCUUGGAAAUGCUACGACAAGAGAGCGUCAAUUGUCAACUUCAGAUAAACAAAAUUGUAAAUAUCCAGAAAUAGAAUCAACAUUUGGAACCAUGGAUGCUAGAGCUUUAACUGCAUUCUAUCUAACUGGUGUAAAGUGCAGAAAAAGUGACAAUAAUGCCAACACUAACUGGUCCAAUAAAUUAAUUAAUGCUUCUUCGGAUGAUGUUGCAAGGCUUCAAUCUCCUGAGCUAUCAAAAACUGUAAAUUCUUUGCAUUCUGGAGCACUUUCUGUACCUUUGACUCUUUCUUUGACUACUCCUAUCAGUGUUGCAGGUUGUGAUAAUAAAACAGGCGAAUUUGAUUUUAAAAGGAAAGUUGUUGGAGGCCUUAAAGAUGUGAAGGAACUUAAUUGUGGUGUCUUGAGUUGUGAAUCACUCCAACUUAAAGAUGGGAAUAUUCUUCUUCAAAAUGUAAGUUAUUCAAGUACUGAUAGCUGCAUUAGAACAGCAGGUAGUCCAGUUUCCUCUUGUGCUCUAGCAAACCAAAUUUCUCAUAAUUGGGGCAGUCCUGAAUCCAUAUUGAGGAGCGCUGCAAGUAGCUUCAAAAGCACACCAUCAAUAAUAAGAAAAAGAAGUUUUAAAACUUCAAGGCAAGCUGACAAUGCUACUCAUUGUGAUCAUGUUUGCAAACUAGAAGACAAUGUAGAGAACCUGUCACUGCAUUUAUGUACCUGUAACAAAGAUGGUGACAAUAAAAUGGAUCCAUCAAAUGAAAAGCAGCCUUUUCUUUCUCCUGCAAAGUCUCAGAAGCUUGAAAAAUGCUUGGAAGAUGCAUUUAAUGUAGAAUGUCAUUCAGACAGUGAAAGAUCUAGAGCAUUUGCUUCUCAUGAUUCUUGUGGUGACAACUAAAACAAAGUCGUCUUUUUUUUUGUUGUUAUCAAGAACUGAUGUUGCAUUUUGAACAGAAAGAUGGAGUUUAACUCGAUGUUACUUAAUGUAUAUGAUUGUAAAAGAUUUUGAGUCCUUGGGAAGGAUGACCGCCACGCAAACUACAACCUAUACCAUAGAUGAUAACAUAAAGCUAUAGAAUAAUAACCAAUUUAAGUUUCAUAUUUAUGGUUAAUAUGGGAAGACAAAUAAUGAUAUUUAGUGUGCUUGAUUAUUCAUAUGAGGAUAGCAAUUUAUUGAAAUAAAGGAAAAUUUUGUAAUAUUAA
Messenger RNA from Hevea brasiliensis (rubber tree), 2508 nucleotides. Its product is annotated as transcription factor MYB3R-2. Bases 581 to 2203 code for a protein of 540 amino acids. The transcript is spliced from 9 exons. Gene Ontology annotation, molecular function: DNA-binding transcription factor activity, RNA polymerase II-specific; RNA polymerase II cis-regulatory region sequence-specific DNA binding. The record is from RefSeq and is a predicted model, not a curated record. Gene Ontology annotation, cellular component: nucleus. Lineage: Eukaryota; Viridiplantae; Streptophyta; Magnoliopsida; Malpighiales; Euphorbiaceae. Gene Ontology annotation, biological process: regulation of DNA-templated transcription.